Molecule: messenger RNA, 725 nt
Organism: Hypoxylon fragiforme
Lineage: Eukaryota; Fungi; Ascomycota; Sordariomycetes; Xylariales; Hypoxylaceae
Exons: 1
Coding region: 270-725 (151 amino acids)
Source: RefSeq, a predicted model, not a curated record
GUAAAACCCUCAACUACGUGAACCGUGCCAAUUCAACCUGAGGCAGUUACCGUGGGUACAUACAACCCUCCUUAACGAUGGCUACUGUAAAAUCUCAAUCUACGAUAAGUGACUGAGGCACCUGAUUACACAUCUAGAAUAUCAAAGGGGGGCGAUAAUUCCCCACAACCCAUAGGAGAUCCUCCAGCUACCUAUAUACAAAAAUAUUUUGUGACCCGCCAGUGAAGCAUCCAAGAGAUGCAUCUAGGUUAGAAUACCUAUCCCGUCUAAUGCCACCGAACCCAAAUCACCAUCACAAAUUCUCUCGAGAAAGAGCCCCCUUCCAUCGCCCUCCUAGUAUGUCUUUCCUAUCCCCAUCCCCAUCCCCAGACCCCCACUCAACCACCACCACCUUCCUCCUCUCCGCCCGCUUCCGCCCUCGACCCCCUCGUCUACGCGCAGCAGUACGCCCCCCCCAGACCCUCCCCCGCAUGGCAUGGCACCAACUCCGCGACCGACUAUCAACAUCCCUAAUCGUCGUCUGCGAGGCGGGCGCGGACUGGCUGACGGACGACGGGGUGCGGUGUGGCCGGGGGGAGUGGAUCGCGACGUACGAGGAGUUUUGCAGGGUGCUGGAGGAGCAGGGGUUAGAGUGUGUGGUGCUGCCGUGUGACUUGGAUACCACGAGUACACGAGUUGCGUUUGUGCUGAAGCAUUGGAUGAGGAGGCGGAAAGACGGCUUAUGA